GCGAAUCCGUACUGAAAUCAGGAAGUAUGCUUGCAGCACUUAGGAAAAGUAGCCCACAACUCUCCGCGCACACUCUGCCCGCGCAGCUCUGAAUGAAUCGCGUGUCUCACACACACAGCUCUCGUUACCAGAAUGAUUCAACUACUGGAGGAUGAGCGUGAGCGGUCGCGGUACUUUGCAAAUGAGCGCUUCCGGUAAAAAGUCCGGUUGAGUGAGGUUGUUUUUACCGGAGUCUCCGGGCGUCACUACUACAGCCGUAUCUACACGUGGUGUCUUUAACAUCAACGCAGCAUUUCUCUUUAAAAGAAAAUAGUUAGUUGAGGCUUUGGCAUCACCGAGCAGCUUGCAGUCUAAAAAAUGGACUGGAAAAGAGUACUCAAUUCCCAACACUUUCUGCAAUCACUUUUGGCUGACUCCACUCCAGGUUUUCCAUUUCCUAACUGUGUUUUCCCCAUUCUGAUCGACUGUGGACUGAGGGUACGGGAGAGCAGGAACAAAAUACCUCACUAAAAACAUGGGCCAAUCUGGGACUUCAUCCUAUUUUUCUCUCACUCUAAAAUUGAGCAUCUUCCUCUUAGUUUUCUCCUAUGAGCCCACGCCAGCCACUGCAGGCAGCUCCAAAUCAAGCUUAGAUGUAGAUACUUCUAACGCAAACUCUACACACGAGACUUGCGGCGGUAGUUUUGAAUGCAAAGAGGGAGUGAUCUUGCCAAUUUGGAUGCCGGAGAACCCGUCCUUUGGGGAUAAGUUGGCCAGAGCCACUGUGUACUUUGUUGGUAUGGUCUACAUGUUCCUGGGUGUAUCCAUCAUCGCAGACCGCUUUAUGGCUUCCAUUGAGGUCAUCACAUCGCAGGAGAAAGAGAUCACAAUCAAGAAGCCUAACGGGGAAACCACAACCACUACUGUUCGUAUUUGGAAUGAAACUGUCUCGAAUCUUACUCUCAUGGCUCUGGGUUCCUCAGCCCCAGAGAUUCUGCUCUCUGUGGUUGAAGUGUGUGGGCACAACUUUGAUGCAGGGGAGCUGGGCCCAAACACUAUUGUUGGAAGCGCAGCUUUUAAUAUGUUUGUCAUCAUCGGUUUCUGUGUCUCUGUGAUACCGGAAGGAGAGCAUCGGAAGGUCAAGCACCUGCGGGUGUUCUUUGUCACCGCCACUUGGAGUAUAUUUGCAUAUACAUGGCUUUAUCUGAUCUUGGCAGUGAUUUCCCCAGGUAUCGUGGAAAUCUGGGAGGGACUCCUUACUCUCUUCUUCUUCCCGAUUUGUGUCCUAUUUGCUUGGGUUGCAGACCGCAGACUUUUAAUCUACAAGUACAUGUACAAACGGUACAGAGUUGGAAAACAAAGGGGAAUGAUUAUUGAGACUGAAGGUGAGCCAGAGCUCCAGUCUAAGGCGGAUAUUGAAAUGGAUGGCGGGAUGCUUAACUCUCACGGUGAUGAAUUCUUAGAUAGCACGGUGGAUACUGAAGAUAAAGACAUGGAGGAGGAUGAGGCCAGAAGAGAAAUGGCCAGGAUUUUGAAGGAACUGAAACAGAAACAUCCAGAAAAAGAGAUGGAGAAAUUGGUUGAGCUCGCCAACUACCACGUCCUCAACCAGCAACAGAAGAGCCGCGCGUUCUACCGCUGCCAGGCCACUAGACUUAUGACCGGUGCGGGUAAUAUACUAAAAAAGCAUGCUGCAGACCAAGCCAGAAAAGCACUAGGCAAUCACGAACUUCGAUCAGAUGUCUCAGAUAAUGAUAUUUCCUCUAAGAUCUUCUUUGACCCUGGUACAUAUCAGUGUCUUGAGAACUGCGGGACUGUGGCUUUGAAUGUGGUACGACGCGGCGGUGACUUAACUAGCACUGUGUCCGUGGAGUACCGCACUGAGGACGGCACUGCCAAUGCAGGCUCUGAUUACCAGUUCACCGAGGGUGUUAUAGUCUUCAAACCAGGUGAGACAGAAAAGGAGAUAAGAGUGGACAUCAUCGACGAUGACAUUUUUGAAGAAGACGAACACUUCCUGGUUCAUCUCAGCAACGUCAAGGUCAUUUCUGAAGGAACCGACAAUGGGAAAGGCGCCAAUCAUGUGGACACAUUAGCUAGUCUUGGCCUUCCUUCAACAGCUACUGUGACUAUCUUUGACGAUGACCACGCUGGCAUCUUCACAUUUGAGGAACCAAUUGUUCAUGUCAGUGAAAGCAUUGGUAUGAUGGAGGUGAAGGUGGCACGUACCUCUGGAGCUCGUGGAGUAGUGGUAAUCCCUUAUAAAACCAAUGAAGGCACAGCAAAAGGCGGAGGAGAGGACUUUGAAGAUACCCAUGGAGUCUUGGAGUUCCAGAACGAUGAGAUUUCCAAAACUAUUCAGAUCAAUAUAAUCGAUGAUGAGGAGUAUGAAAAGAAUAAGAACUUCUUCCUGGAGAUUGGAGAGCCACAAUUGGUGGAAAUGAGUGAGAGAAAAGCUAUGUUGCUGCAUGAAUGUGGUGGAUUCGUGAAGACAGAUAAGAAGCUUUAUGGCAGGGAUGUGUACCGGAAAGUGCAGGGUAGAGACAAACCAAUCCCCUCCACCAUUAUCAGCAUCACAGAGGACGGGGAAGAGGAGAACCUGACUAAAAAAGAGAAGGAUGAGAGACGUAUUGCUGAAAUGGGUCGCCCGACACUGGGUGAACAUGUGAAACUUGAAGUAAUCAUUGAGGAGUCUUACGAGUUUAAGAACACAGUCGACAAACUCAUAAAGAAAACCAACUUGGCUCUUUUGGUUGGUACUAACAGUUGGAGAGACCAGUUUGUAGACGCCAUUACUGUCAGCUCAGGGGACGAUGAUGAUGAUGAGUGUGGGGAAGAAAAAAUGCCAUCUUGCUUUGACUACGUCAUGCACUUCCUGACUGUGUUCUGGAAGGUUCUGUUUGCGUUUGUGCCACCCACUGAUUACUGGAAUGGCUGGGCGUGUUUCAUCGUGUCCAUCAUCGUGAUUGGCAUCCUCACUGCGUUCAUUGGAGACCUGGCAUCCCAUUUUGGAUGCACUAUUGGCCUGAAAGACUCUGUUACUGCAGUUGUGUUUGUGGCGCUGGGAACCUCUGUUCCAGACACAUUCGCUAGUAAGGUGGCAGCCAUCCAGGAUCAGUACGCUGACGCCUCCAUUGGCAAUGUGACGGGCAGCAACGCUGUGAACGUCUUUCUGGGCAUUGGAUUGGCCUGGUCAAUCGCUGCCAUAUUUCACCAGGCACAUGGCGAGUAUUUCAGAGUGGACCCCGGCACGCUGGCAUUCUCCGUCACCCUUUUCACCAUCUUUGCCUUCAUCUGUGUUGCCGUCCUCAUGUACCGCCGCCGGCCCGAGAUCGGAGGGGAACUGGGUGGCCCCCAGACUCCCAAAAUCCUAACCACAACACUGUUUUUCAGUCUCUGGCUGAUGUACAUCAUCUUCUCCUCCAUGGAGGCCUAUUGCAUCAUUAAGGGUUUCUAACUCAGGCACAGGAUGCUGUCGUUAAAAUCCUCGCAUAUAGGACAGGAGGAAAGGGUUCAAAAGCAGCCGUAGACGAUGGCAGGUGUCAUUAUUUUUGUGUUGCCCACUGUUUAAUGUGCGUGAAUACACAUUUUUCUGCUGUUAAGGUAAAACUUUUUAAAACUUUUAGUAAAGCUAUAAAGAUUUCAGAUUUCAAAAAUUAUCAUUUGGAAAUGUUACUGAUUUGGUUGACUAAAACCUGAAAUCUGUGAUAUGACAAAACAGCAGAUUAAAUUCAAUUCAAAAGACGUAUAACAUUCAAAUGUAAUUUUUUGGCUAAAUGGUACAAAACCGAAUGAUCUUUGAGUUACUUUUUGUUCCUCUGGUCACAUAAUACUUUAAAGAUCACUGACAUUUUAAAUCUCAUUUGUUUACUUGAAACAUUUUGAUGGAGAUGAAUGUUCAAUAAGCAUACAUCGUAGCAAAAAUGAACUCAAAAUCUGGGGUUAAAGAUGAUAGUAGUGCGUUUCACUUUUUGAAUCUACAAGCGGGUGUUUUGAACGACGAACGGUGUCGCAAGACUAUUUUUUUUUUCUGAUUUUAUACCAUAAAAGUGUGGUUUUGUGAGCAGCUUUUAUUUCGGAUUUACACAGUUAAGUGUUUUCGAGUAACCUAUAAACAAUCCUAAGCUUGAGGGGAAAAUGCUGUGGCACAUUCCAGCUCGGUUACAUGCGACACUCCACAGACGUCCUAUAGGAGCCACUCACUGAGGACAGUCAAAAGUAUUAUUAAAUGUAUUGCAAUGUGUUUUAUGUGUUUGUCCAAACUUGUACGUUAUGUUUUUAUCAAGGACUCUUUCCAUACAUUUCUAGUGCUGGUACCAGUAGUUUUAGGACAUACAAUCAAAUCCUAUGUCUGUCUCACCUUUUAGACAAAAGAUGUAUAAGAAAUUGUUUUGACAUUGUACAAAAGCAAGUUUAGAAUCUAUUGUUUUUAUUCUUUUUAAUACUGCUAUAUGAGGAAUGCAUGUUUUCUCUACUGUUUUUGCGACUUCUUCCCUUAAUGAAGAAAAUACUAUUUUUGAACAUUACACAAAGAACAACACACACAUAUGAUAGAAAGUCAACUGUGACACUGGGAAACUGAUCUUAUAUAGUGUUCAGUCUUCCUGAAUAGAAAAUUCAGGAUAUUUCACUAUUUUUACCCAUUUGUGGACACAAGCACACUGGUAAAAGCUUUUUUCUUUUAUUUUCACUAAUGUUUGAUAAGGACAUACUGUAUCAUUGUGCACACACGGGUGAUGGCACUGUUUAUCUACUAUCUACUCCAGCACGAGUCACUCUGCCCCCAGCCUCAUUUACAGUACAUUUUACAGAUACAUUGAAGUAGUUUUCCCUCGCUUGUGCGAGUGCUCAGUACCUGUAAGUUUCAUUUUGAUUAAUGUUAUCUGUAUGAUAAUACAAUCUUUUUAUUUAGAACAUUG
Messenger RNA from Cyprinus carpio (common carp), 4898 nucleotides. RefSeq names its product sodium/calcium exchanger 1-like. The coding region runs from base 515 to 3436 and encodes 973 amino acids. Gene Ontology annotation, molecular function: calcium:sodium antiporter activity. Gene Ontology annotation, cellular component: axon; postsynapse; sarcolemma. The transcript has 12 exons. Lineage: Eukaryota; Metazoa; Chordata; Actinopteri; Cypriniformes; Cyprinidae. The record is from RefSeq and is a predicted model, not a curated record. Gene Ontology annotation, biological process: cell communication; sodium ion transmembrane transport; calcium ion import across plasma membrane.